AUGGUGUUCAGGCCUUUCAAACGAUUUGUUCAAAGUGGCAGGGUGGCCUAUGUUAGCAAUGGGCCCAACAAAGGCAAGCUUGUUGGCAUUGUUGAUGUCAUCGACCAGAACAGGGUUUUAGUUGAUGGGCCAGCAGCUAAAAUUCCAAGAGGUCAAAUGUGUUUGAACGAUUUGCACCUCACCAAAUUUAGAUUGAAGAUCCUAUUCACUGGACCUACACGAGUGGUAAGAAAGGCUUGGGAAAGGGAGAAAAUUGAAAAAAAGUGGCAAGUCACUGUGUGGGCCAAAAAAGUAGCUGCCAAAGAAAAGCGAGCUGUCCUUAGCGAUUAUGAUCGCUUUAAAUUGAGAAAAGCGAAACGUGUGAGAAAUGCACUUCGUACAGAAGCUUCCUACGAAUUAAAGAAGGGUACUAAGAAGUUCAAAUCAAAUAAAAAAUUAGCUAAAAAACAAUUGUUUCGUAGAUAUGAAGAUGAUAGUAUAUUAUGCAACGAGUUCGAUGAUUAUCCUGGAGUUUAUUUUUUAUGUGAUUGA
Molecule: messenger RNA, 531 nt
Organism: Trichogramma pretiosum
Lineage: Eukaryota; Metazoa; Arthropoda; Insecta; Hymenoptera; Trichogrammatidae
Product: 60S ribosomal protein L14-like
Exons: 4
Coding region: 1-531 (176 amino acids)
Biological process (GO): translation; ribosomal large subunit biogenesis
Cellular component (GO): ribosome; cytosolic large ribosomal subunit
Molecular function (GO): structural constituent of ribosome; RNA binding
Source: RefSeq, a predicted model, not a curated record